CCCUACAAUUUGAUCAAGGCCUGGGCAAAGCAGAUAUCCGCCAUCUUGAAUAAAAAUUCAUGAUGGCAAAUGUCUUUCCAAAUAUAAAGUGAAAAGAAAUAUAUUAACCGUGUCUUAUGUAAAAACAUUUCAUAAAAAUAUUACCUAUUUAUUGAUCCCGAACGCAUUGAUUAGAAACAUUUUAGUGGCAUUUUGUGAUUUAAAAAGAAUACCAAUAAAACAAAUCAGCUGUUAUCCGUCAAUCGAUGUCAACAAAAUUACAUAAUUUUGUUUAGAAAAACAGUGCAGCUUCAGUUUUUUUUGUCAUUUUUGAAAUUAUCAAACAUGCAAAAUCGAUAGAAUGUUUUUGUAGACAAAUUGUUAAAGUGGAUGUGUGCGCAACACCUCACGUUAUUUUACGACUGUGUUUUUUGUAUAAUGUAGUCCUGUAACAAUUUUAGUUAUGGAUCAAAACAAUAUUAUAGAGUGCGGUGGAUUUUAUUUUAUCCACAAUUUUGAUUCAGGAAACCUCGGACAUGUCGAGCGGGUUCCCACGGAGCUAAUAGCUCCAAGUGUAAACCCCAAGACAAACAGCACAGAGACUCCGGACUAUGAAUUUAACUUGUGGACGAGGCCUGACUGUGCUGGCACUGAAUUUGAAAAUGGAAAUCGAACUUGGUUCUACUUUGGUGUGCAGGCCAGUGAGCCGGGAGUACUGGUGCGGUUGAACCUAAUAAACCUGAACAAGCAGGGGAAAAUGUACAACCAGGGAAUGGCGCCGGUGACACGAACACUGCCCGGCAAGCCUCAGUGGGAGCGUAUCCGGGAUCGCCCCGUGCAUUCUACUGACGACAACACGUUCACACUAAGCUUCAAGUACAGGACUUCUGACAAUCUAAAGGCGACGACUUUUUUCGCGUUCACAUAUCCAUUUUCAUUCGCCGAGCUGCAGAUAGCUCUGAACUCCAUUGACUUGAAGAUGCUUCCGUUGCCACCACCGCAGUCACCUGACGAUGUAUACUAUUGCAGAGAGUGCUUGAUAUAUUCAUUAGAAGGUAGGCGUGUCGAUCUCUUAACAAUAUCUUCAUACCAUGGCAUAAGUUCUGAAAGGGAGGAGAGACUGAAAAAUCUUUUUCCAGACAAUCAAGACAGACCAUUCAAAUUCCCAGGCAAAAAAGUAAUUUUCAUAUCGGCCCGAGUGCACCCAGGGGAGACACCGUCAAGCUUCGUGUUCAACGGUUUCCUCAAUCUUUUGCUUACCAAAAACGAUCCGAUCGCGAUCCAACUGCGAAAGUUGUACGUGUUUAAGAUGAUUCCCUUUUUGAACCCGGACGGAGUGGCCAGGGGACAUUACAGAACCGAUACCAGGGGAGUGAACCUCAACAGGGUGUAUCUAAAUCCGUCGCUUACUUAUCACCCGACUGUAUUUGCUUCGAGAGCCUUGAUUAGAUAUUACCAUUACGGAUGUGAGAAGGAAGAUAACUGUGAUGACAGCAAGAGCUUUACUUCGCGCAGCAUCCAGAACAUCAGCGAAAGUGCUGAGCUAAUAGACACAAAAAAGAAGAAAGUGUCAAACACAACAUCAUACAAAAGCAACGAUGGGUAUAAACGUGAGAAGUCGGCGAAGUCUGUGACUGGCAACAAAUCAUCCACCAUGAUCAAGCAGGCUUCCUUCACAGAGUCGAAGAACUCUAAGGAAAUCAAGAGUAUGGGCGGCGAGGCAGCUAAUUUGGCCGAACAGGUAUACGACAUGAAACUGCAAGAGAUGCCGUCACAAACGAGCGAUACUUCCCUCCGACAGUCCAACUCGAACCUGGCGGAGAGUCGAUCGCUUCUCAACGACAAUAUGCUGCGCAGCUGUCUCGGGUCCAACGUGCAUCUUAGCACUAGCGAGGAACUUAAUAUGCAGGGUUCCAACCCGCUGCGGCCGCUGCGAGAUGCUCUCAAGAACAGUAUCAGCUUGCUUAUGGAGUCCAGUUCUUCUGUUACUGGUGACAGUUCGGUUGGCGGCAAGGAGAGUCGCACGGGCAACGUGAAGAUGGGCUGGUGUCGCGACUGCAAGGCGGCCGUCGCCAAGCUCGAGGACUCCAUGCCCGGCAUCACCUCCAUGGUGCCCGGGUACAGCGCUUCCAUGACCCAUCCCUCGUCCCCGACGUGUCGCAGCAUAGACGAGUACAGAGAGCAACAGAGACAACAAAUAGAUGAACAGGAACGUAAGUUGAAUGAUGUGGAAUGGCCGGAAAAAGAAGAAACAGUGUACUUCUGUACGAAUUGUUUCAAGAGAUACGUUAUAACAGAGUACAAUGAAGAACUUAAAGUAUGUUCGGCGGCGUCGCGCGCCAGCGUGUCCGUGUCCGCCGCGCCGUCCGACGCGUCGGCGCCCGCGCCCGCGCCCGCGCCCGCACACGGCGACUCCGACACGACGCCAACACCAUCAAGAGAAGACCAGCCGAAGUCGCCUCUCAACAGUAAACCGCAGAAGAACAAGAAGCAAGCGCCCGCCUCCGCAUCUACCAACGUCACAAACCGACCCCCCGCCAAAGAAGCAGAUUCCGGACUGUUUCUGUACAUCGAUCUGCAUGGACAUGCCUCUAAAAAAGGUAUAUUCAUGUACGGGAACCAUUUCGAGGAAUUGGAGAGCUGCGUGGAGUGCAUGCUAUUGCCGCGCAUCAUGUCGCUCAACAACCUGCACUUUCACUUCUCAUCUUGCAAUUUUACGGAGAAAAAUAUGUAUCUCAAGGACCGGCGCGACGGCAUGUCGCGCGAGGGCUCCGGGCGCGUGGCCGUGCUGAAGGCCACCGGGCUCGUGCGCUCCUACACGCUGGAGUGCAACUACAACACGGGCCGGCUCGUCAACGUGCUGCCGCCCCCCGUGCGCGAGGGGGGCGCCGCCCCCGCCGCGCCCGCCGCGCACGCCGCGCCGCUGCCCCCCAAGUACACGCCGCACAUAUUCGAAGAGGUAAACCCCUUCCAGGUAAGGCAUUUUCGUGCAAAGAAUCUGGAGAUUUUCGAAGAGAUAGACCCAAAGAAGGUGGGUCGUUCGCUGGGCGCGUCGAUCCUGGACCUGACGGGGCAGCACCCCAACUCGCGCAUCCCGUGCUCCGAGCACCGCAACCUCGCCGCCGUGCGCGACUGGCUGCGCGCGCACACGCGCACCAUGCGCCCGCAGCUGACGAUGUCUCGUCUGCGGCCGAAGACGUCGUCGCCGACCCGCGUGCCGCUGUACGCACGCUCCAAGGGCAAGGUGACCGAGGAACGCAAGGAAAACACCUACGCCGGCGCCAAAACGGACACCGAGCAGAAGCGACCGCCGCCGGUCCUCGCGCAGAGGUCCGGACACGACAUCAUGAACAUGAGCAUGAAGUUCGUGAAGAAGAGCGAGCCUGUCAAGACACCGUCACGUACCCGCUACCUCACCGAGAACGAGCCAAAACCCAAAACGCUGUCCACGAAGCGCAGGAACAUAUUGGCCAUUCGGAAGCCGAACUCGAGUAAGACGCAGGUGGGCGGCGUCGUGAAGGCCAAGGUGAGCAGGCGAUCCGCGGAUGAUUCUGAAAAUCCUAGACCAUCGCUAAUAUCCGCCAAGCUGAGCAAACGAAGUUUUUCAAGGUCUAUCAGAGGCGCUGUGACUAGAUCGAGCAAUCGCUGCAGGGCUAUGGCGUCGUCUUCUUCGGAAGACAUGAUGUGCGGUAACUGGGAAGACGUCGCUGGCGGGACAGUGCUAGGGUCCCAGAGCGGCGCGACGCACCCGGAGUCGUUGUCGAUGGCCGGCAAGCGGCGCUCCUUCCCGAACCCGUCGCCGUCGCACCUGAAGAAGAUCCGCUUAAAGACGGGCUUGUAGCGCAAGCCGCGAGCCCGCCCCGCGCCGGCCUCACACAACCACUCCACACCACUACACGCGGCAGGGAACGAGCAAAUAUAAUGUAAACAAUUACCUAUCUACUUUUUGACAAAUCUGAACAAGAUUUACUUGAAAAGAGGUAAUUCUCUAUUGGUAUUUCGUUUUUUUCUUUGUUGAAUUUAUUUACUACUAGUUGUCUUCAUUAUAAUUGGAACAGACAUUUUAUUAUGUGUAAAAUAUAUAUAAAAACUUAUUUUCCGUAAGGGAUUACUGUGAGAAUUCCCAUUUUUUGGCAUAAAGUAAUAUAUUCUGCAUAAAUUACUCAAUGCAAAGUUUAUGGUGCAGUGGUUGUGUGUGAACAAAUUAACUUUUUGACCGAAUAUAUUGCAUAACUUUAAAUGUUAGCAAAAUGAGUGUCACGGUGCGAGGUUUGGCUAGAGUAAUUCGGUUCGCAGCGGACUCAAUCUUACAUUUGGGCGCGAUCGCUUGCCAUGUAUAAACGUUUGGAAGGUUGUAGCACUAAACUUAUUUUUAAUUAUUUAAAUAUUUUGUAAUGGCAAGGAAAGAGCAUAAUCUUUAUAUAUUACAUUGCCAGUUUAUAUUUUGGAGUUAAUAAUUUUUGUUGGCUGUUUUAUUAGCUCAAUGUACGUUAUGUACUCUGUGAAACAUUUCAUCUUAGUCUGUGCAUAAUUUUGUGUUCCUUAUUUUAUUGUUGACAAAAAUAUUUGAAAAAUACGUGUAAAGCUUUAUAAAAACGUGUAAUAUGUGUAUGUUAAAUUGUAAAGUGUAUUCAGAGUAGUUUUAUAAGCUCGUGGAGCGUUUUGGUGUGCUAUUUGUGUUAUAUGUAUGUAUCAUUGAAUUUAUUGAUCUCAAAUGUCAGCAGGGAGCCAGUUGGUAGGCAUGCUCUCUUUUCUUAGAUCAUCACAAAUAUUUCUGUGUCCAUUGCUGUGUUUUUGUGAAUUAAGAUAUAACUAUAGGAAAAUAUUAGAAAAAAAUGGAAACAGAAAUAGAGUAACAGAAACAAAGUUUUUGUGUGAUAUACAAUUUGAUUUAUCAAGGGUUUAUAUUGAAAUAAUAUUAUUGUAGCAAUUUACAAAAUAAUAUCCACAGUAUAGUGAAUGCUGUAAACUUUGUGCAGCAUACAAGCAUAGUGCAAUAACUUUAUAGACUCAGAUUUUAUAUAAAGUUUUAAAAAUUAGAUACUUAUAAUGUACUUCAAAUUCUCUAAGUUGUGGUAAUAUAAGAAAUGUUUAUGGUAGAAACGCAUAGCAUAGUAACUACCAUUUAUUUAUCUGAAAUAAUAAUAUAUGAUGACAAGCAAUGUUCUCACAAA
Messenger RNA from Manduca sexta (tobacco hornworm), 5153 nucleotides. RefSeq names its product cytosolic carboxypeptidase-like protein 5. Gene Ontology annotation, biological process: proteolysis. The record is from RefSeq and is a predicted model, not a curated record. NCBI's taxonomy places the organism in Eukaryota, Metazoa, Arthropoda, Insecta, Lepidoptera, Sphingidae. Gene Ontology annotation, molecular function: metallocarboxypeptidase activity; zinc ion binding. The coding region runs from base 443 to 3820 and encodes 1125 amino acids. The transcript has 20 exons.